Molecule: messenger RNA, 1020 nt
Organism: Microthlaspi erraticum
Lineage: Eukaryota; Viridiplantae; Streptophyta; Magnoliopsida; Brassicales; Brassicaceae
Source: the annotation of a GenBank genome assembly
AUGGAUUUCUCAUCCAAUUGGUCACAGUCUACGAAUUUGAAUGAUCAGCAUCAUCAUCACCACCAGCUUCACGAAAAUGGAAGUAUAGUUAGUGGCCACGGACUACUCUCUCACCAACUUCCACCUCUCACACAAAACCCUAACCCUAAUCACCAUCAUGUCGCUGCCUCCGGUGGUUUUCCGGCGAGGCUUGGUGGAUCGAUGGCUGAGAGAGCGAGGCAGGCCAAAGUUGCUCCGCCUGAGGGAGCCCUAAAGUGUCCUCGAUGUAACUCCACCAACACUAAGUUCUGUUACUACAACAACUAUAACCUCACUCAGCCUCGCCACUUUUGCAAGGGUUGCCGCCGCUACUGGACACAUGGCGGCGCCCUGAGGAACGUCCCCGUCGGUGGAGGCUGCCGGAAGAAUAACAGGAAGGGCAAAAAUGGAAACUCAAAAUCUUCUUCUUCUUCGUCCAAACAGUCUUCUUCCACGGUCAACGUUCCAAGUCCUAGCUCAGGACAGCUACGGACAAAUCACCAGUUCCCGUUUUUACCGACUCUUCACAAUCUCACUCAACUCGGAGGUAUCGGUUUGAACUUAACCGCGACUAAUGGCACCAACCAGGCUCAGCAGAUGGGUUCGAGUUUGAUGAACGAUCUAGGGUUUCUCCAUGUCGGAAAUGGACGAAACACUUCAGCUCCUAUAACCGGAAACAUUCAUGAUAACAAUAACAACAAUGAAAACAACCUUAUGGCGUCCGGUGGAUCGCUAAGUCACUUUGCUCUCUUCGAUCCAAUGACGGGGCAAUACGCUUUCCAAAACGAUGGCAACAUCGGAAUAUCUUAUUCAUCGGCUUCCAUGGUUGAUUCUGGCGUUUACCAGACAGCUCCGGUUAAGAUGGAAGAACAACCGAAUCUGGUUAACCUGUCUAGACCGGUUUCCAGUUUGACGUCUCCGGGGAAUCAAACAAAUCAGUACUUCUGGAACAAUUCGGAUUUCUCGGGUCCUUCUUCUAACGAUCAUCACCAACUUUUGUGA